AUGUCUGGUCGAGGUGUUGAACAGAUUACGAAUGAGUUGAAAGAAUUCUACAAUGUGGAUGGUCUGGAUGACGUCCGUGUCAUUCGUGAUCGACAGACGAAGGUUUCACGUCAGUUGGGCUUUUUGAGAUUCCGAGAUCUCAACCAGUCGCGGGCGUUCGUCGAACGCAAUUUUCCCAACAUCUAUCUCCAUGGGCCCAAUCCACAUAACGACCGCGGCACUAAGGUGCGCAUCGCCUACAGUCGCGAGAGAGAGGACCGUGCCCGGGCCCGCGCGGAGGCUGACUGGACCUGCAUGAUGUGCUUUCGUUGUCAAGCACCUCGACCUGAUGGCGGCCCCGCCGGUCCUCCUGGACUGCCGGCCCCUAGAGUCGAGAACCACGGCGAUAAUGAUGCGGCGCCCGAGAACCAACCGUCGCAGUUCCUUCUUUUCCGCGGACUGGAAUCGUCGGUCACCGAAGAACUGCUGGCCAAGGGAGUGGCCAAGUUGUACCGUCCUUCGUCUUCCAGCAACGAUGCCACAGGAGGUGCAAAGAAGGGAGCUAAAGUGGCUUCGACCACGGGAGACUCGAACCUCGGGGCUCGAGAUGGCUCCAUUCGCCGUGUUCUGCUUGUGAGAGGUCGCAAAACUAACGAGAGCUGGCGCUACGGGUUUGCGGAAUUCGCGACUAUUCAGGAUGCACAAGCUGCCAUCACCCGACUCAAUUCAUUUGACAAGUUCACCAUCUCCUCGCGGCCGGUUUUGGUCAGCUACAUCCAUGCUGGUGUUUUUGUCCCGGUCCUUAAUCCCACCCCCAGCAAUGAACGAUUCACGUUCAGUCCGCUGAAUAACCCAGCCUUGAAACUCAUGUACUGGGACGAAGAGGCCUAUGUGAAAGAGCUUACGGUGUCCACAGCGGAACUUGACAGCGGCAAGGGAGACAGGGCGGCUGGUCAGGAGGGACCCACCAAGGGCAGCAAGGAUGCCGACAAGGCCAAGAAGCGAAAGGCCGACGCAGCCGCGAGUGCCGCGGCCAAGAAGAUGGCGGUGCCGUCGCAUCUGCAGUUCUGGAGCAACCGCCACGCGGAGCUGCACGGGAUCCAGAAGAAGGAUGGCGAGGACAAACCCGGCGGUGGAGAGCAGCAGCAGCAGCCGACGUCGGAGACUGCAGCAUCCCCGCUGGACCCCGCCGCGCCUCCGAGUCAAUCCUAUGCCAACCCCACCCAGAACUGCUGCUACCUGUGCAUGCGGAAAUUCAAGUCCACCGCCCAGGUCAACCUGCACGAACGCCUCAGUCAGAUGCACCGCGAGAAUCUGCUGGAUGAGGAGCGCAUCGCGCAUGCCACGCGCAAGCUCGUCAAGCACGGCAUCAUCCCGCAACCGACGGAGUAUCGCGACCGCGCCCGCGAACGGCGACAGGCGUUCGGCCGGUCCAAGGCUGGUGGAGGAGCCAAGCCGCGGCCCGCAGCCCCUGCGGCCAAGGAGGAGGAGCCGGCAGUGCCAGCAGCGUCCAAGGGUGCCUCGCUGCUCAGCAAGAUGGGCUGGUCCGCGGGGUCUGGACUGGGGGCGCAGGGCACGGGGAUGACGGCGCCGAUUGCGACCGAGGUGUAUGCGCAGGGGGUGGGCUUGGGGGCGCAAGGGGGCAAGCUGGGCGAUGCGACGGAGGAGGCGGGGCGCAACACGCGGGGUCGGUACGAUGAGUUCCUGGAGAAGACGCGACAGACAGCGCGGGAGCGAUACGAACAGAUGGAGCAGUAG
This is a messenger RNA of Aspergillus aculeatinus CBS 121060, 1737 nucleotides long. RefSeq names its product rna-binding protein. The record is from RefSeq and is a predicted model, not a curated record. Gene Ontology annotation, cellular component: nucleus. Lineage: Eukaryota; Fungi; Ascomycota; Eurotiomycetes; Eurotiales; Aspergillaceae. Bases 1 to 1737 code for a protein of 578 amino acids. Gene Ontology annotation, biological process: mRNA splicing, via spliceosome. The transcript is spliced from 5 exons. Gene Ontology annotation, molecular function: RNA binding.